AAAGGGUGAAUCCGAUAAUGACCGGACCCUGAAUGUGUUACUCGCGGAUCUGCACCGAUGCGCCUCCAUCCAGCCCGGGCGGCUCAUUCACACAUCGCGCUGUCACAGCAUGGCUCUCAUUAUGGAACCCAUAAGUAAAUGGACACCCAAGCAAGUGCUGGAGUGGAUGAAAGGUUUGGAUGACUGCCUCCAACAAUACAUCAAGAACUUUGAGAGGGAGAAGAUUGGUGGUGAGCAACUCCUCCACAUCACCCAUCAGGAACUGGAGGAGCUCAGCGUCACGCGGAUCGGCCAUCAGGAACUCAUCCUGGAGGCUGUGGAUCUGCUCUGUGCACUGAACUAUGGGCUGGAAACGGAGAACCUGCGCACUCUUUCCCAUAAACUUAGCGCCUCAGCAAAGAACCUGCAGAACUUCAUCAUGGGUCGACGCCGGGCGGGGCACUACGAUGGACGAGUCUCUAGACGUUUACCCAACGACUUCCUCACCUCAGUGGUGGAUCUCAUAGGAGCUGCCAAAUACCUGCUGGCCUGGCUUGAUAGGUCACCCUUCGUCAAUGUUACAGAGUACUCACUACUGAAAAACAACAUUGUUCAGCUGUGCCUGGAGUUAACCACCAUAGUGCAACAGGACUGUACCAUAUAUGAGACAGAGAACAAAAUCCUUCUUGUGUGUAAAACGUUAUCUGGAAUCUGCGACCAUAUCAUCUCACUGUCUUCUGAUUCAUUAGUGAGUCAGUCUGCUCACCUGGAGGUGGUUCACCUCACCAACAUCAUGCCCAGUGAAGGACUGGGCAUGUACAUCAAAUCAACGUACGAUGGGCUUCAUGUAAUCACAGGCACGACAGAAAAUUCUCCUGCUGACCACUGCAAAAAGAUCCACGCAGGAGACGAGGUGAUCCAGGUCAACCACCAAACUGUGGUUGGCUGGCAGCUUAAAAAUCUGGUGAACGCGUUACGUGAAGAUCCCAACGGUGUGAUUCUCACUUUGAAAAAGAGACCACAGAACAUGUUAAACUCGACCCCAGGAAUGCUGAAGGACAUACGAUGGAAACCUCUCACCCUACAGCCCAUUUCCACCAGUCCUAAUGGAGAUGUCACCACUCCAACUAGCACAACAGGGUCUAAUACACGGGACGUUUUCAUUCUGUCUCUAGUCUCAGGACUCUAUGGUACCAGAGAUGAGAUCGGCAUCAUGUCGUACGAUGAUCUCAGCAAGUACAGCAUGAGCAGGUCCAGUUCCAAUCAAUCAGAGUCACCUAACUACUACCUCAAUCAUGAGAGUGGCAAGUUUUACCCUCUGGUGGAGGGUGAGGGGGUUCCCGUUGGAUCCGAAUAUGACCGGGGCCGAUCUACAGGGGUACGUAGGAGAGACAAAACCCCAAGUCAUGGAGAUCUCAGACCCACGUCAAUGCCCCCCGAGUACAACUGGAUGGCUGAAGCCAAGGAAACCAGUGCACACAAGCGGGGCAGCCGAGACUCAGACACGUCCCUCUUCCACUUCAUGAGUGACGACAAGAUCCUGGCAAUCCAGGAGGAGCCGGACGGGUCUCAGGACUGCAAGCGGGACACUAAUCGGUAUACCCGUAAAAAAAGCAGGAAUCCCAACAGCCCCAAUUUUCCUAUUAGCCCCUCAUUACUGGGUUCCACUGUGAGACUGGAUGCAGCCGUACCCCCGAACAGCCUGCCUUUCCCACUGCCCGAAAACAACACAAUGCCCCAUUAUCCUCAACAGAGAGUGGCUGAUGCACUUCGAGUAGAACCAGAGAGGUUUCCAGGUUCUGGUGUUGAAAUACAAGGAGGAGCAUCCAUGAAGAAGUCAUUCACCUACACUUCAUUAAGAAAACCCAAAAAGAGAGCGAAAGGUUCUCUGUCCGGCAGCAGCCGGAGGAAAAUCUCCUGUAAGGAUUUAGGACACGGAGACUGUGAAGGCUGGCUGUGGAAGAAGAAAGAUAUCAAAGGGUACUUCACCCAAAAGUGGAAGAAAUACUGGUUCAUUCUGAAGGAUUCUUCACUCUACUGGUACACAAACCAAAAUGAUGAGAAGGCGGAAGGUUUCAUCAGUUUACCGGAGUUCAGGAUUGACAGAGCGAUUGAAUGCAGGAGGAAAUUUGCUUUUAAGGCGUGCCAUACCAAAAUCAAGAGCUUCUUCUUUGCCACUGACAGCUUGGAGGAGAUGAACAGAUGGAUGAACAGAUUGGGUUUGGCAGCAAUUGGUUACACACCUGAUGAUAAAGUGCCCAGACAGGAUGAGGAUUAUUGGAGUGAGAGUGAUCAGGAGGAUAUGGAUGGCACAAUGACCCUUAAACAGGACGGACCUUCUUCACAAGGCUCCCACCAUCAAACAUCCUCGGUAAACUCCUCCAGCCCCUUUCCAGAGUCGAAACACGGCCGACAUUUCUCCAGCGAGUCCACCUACUCUCACUCCUCGGCCGAGGACUCUCGGGGAGGUGGAGAGGGAGGAUCGGGCAGCACCCAGUCGUCCAGCUGCCGGUCCGGUCAUCGCGAGCGCCGCUCAUGGCAGGAUUUGAUCGAGACUCCGCUCACCAGUUCAGGUCUUCACUUCCUGCAGACGGACGGAGAUGACGCUGAUCCGGGGGGAGUCGAGUACAUCUCAAAAGUGCCUGAACACAUAAGGCAGGCCACUCUACCUGUACGGAGGCACCAUGUGGACUGUGAGGGACCGUUUCCUCUGGACAAGGGAGUGCAGACGCAUCGCAAAGCCCAGCAGCAGCGCAGCCAGAGUUUACCGCGGCACAGAGAGGCGAGGGCACGGAGUUUGCAGAGAGGGUACGCCGAGGAGAGGAGCAAGAACGAGGACGAGGGAGUCUCGACACCUGCUGAGAAAAGCAAGAGCAGCAGAAACGUAAAUGAAGGGGAUGAAGUGAAUGCAGUGGACGGACUGGAAGACCUCUAUCGUACCCUGGUCAUGGCUAAGCUGUCCGUCCUUGGUGACCUUCGACCCACCACCAAAUCAGACUUCCGGCGUGCAUUCCAGAAGCGCUGCAGGGACCCCGUCAUCAAUGACAAGCUGCACCACAUCAGGGCCCUCAAUAGCACACUAAAGGCAAAAGUGGACGAGCUAGACGUUAUUAAUCAGCUGCUGGAUGAUCCUGGUCUCACAGUGAAGGAAUUCCGUGAGUGGAAACAGCAGCAUUAUGAGCUUUUAUUGGAGAUUUGUGAGUUUAGCUCGGGCCGGGACAGACCAGCCGAGCUCUCGGCUCUUACAUCUCCUUUACUGACCCACACUCACUCGUUCAUCGAGACCCACGUGUAAGACCGUCUGAGACUGAACCACGACGCAUCAGGAUUUACAUGCUGCCUCGUUUCUCCAGACAUCAACCUUCUACUUUCCUUAUUUAA
Molecule: messenger RNA, 3360 nt
Organism: Trichomycterus rosablanca
Lineage: Eukaryota; Metazoa; Chordata; Actinopteri; Siluriformes; Trichomycteridae
Product: connector enhancer of kinase suppressor of ras 2-like
Exons: 24
Coding region: 110-3274 (1054 amino acids)
Biological process (GO): regulation of signal transduction
Cellular component (GO): cytoplasm; membrane
Molecular function (GO): protein binding
Source: RefSeq, a predicted model, not a curated record